CCAUUUUUUUUUUUGAGAGGCCGAGUUGAGGCUCUCUCUCUCUACUCUCACUCUAAUCUUUCAGAAGGAGAGAGCUAUGUCUUUUUUUUCCCGAUCAAUAUCGGAUAUGAUCUUCGACUACUUUUUUGCUUGCUUUAUAUUUAGUCGGAUAAUAAAGUUUUUCCGUUUAUCGGAUAUGCUUUUCCGGCUAAGACCGGACUUGUCUCUCUCUUGCAGAUAUGCUCUGUCUCUUUGAGGCGAUAAGAUUCAGAUCUGAUCGAUGAUGAUGAAAACUUCUUCUCCAAAAAAUGGUAUUGUCUUCUCUUGGCUGCGAGUCUACUCCCUUAAUACCCUAUUUGAAGAGCCUUUUAAGGCGGAGGGUGAGGUCAUGAGGUGUGAUGAUCGAAGCUUAAUUUUACGGAGGUAGAAAGAUUUCAACCACUUGGGAUCUGGUUUGAUUAUCUGCAGAAGAAACUAUAACGGUGGUACACAAGCAUCAUCGUGAAGUUGGAGAUUGAAGUGUUGUCGGCGGCAAGUUCCGGCACACCAGAAACUAAAUCGGAGAUGCAUGACGGUUUGAACUUCAUCUUGACACGUGGCAUUGGGUGUUUAUUGUUCUUACAUGUGUCUAUGUAUGUGUCUAAACUAAUCGUCUGUAUUUGGGCCGAAGUAGGCCUAGUUUGUACCAACGUUUCAACCCUUUUGGGUUUCAUUAUAAAACGAACGAAAAAAAAAGUAAACCGUUUCUUUAUUUCUCCAGAAUCAAAAUCAUUCAAUCCCAAAGAUGGUCAUUUUUUUAUUAUCAAGCAAAAACUCACACUCGGCCAGAACAAUCCCACAAAUGGCUACCAAACUACCACCGAUACUACUCGUCGUCUUCCUCUUCUUAAUCACCGGCGUACAAAUAGCCACCACGGAUGAGCCGAUUCCAUCCCCAUGGCAACAUCAGUUCCACGCGCUUCUGUUCAUGAACUACUCCGGCGACCUCUCGAUGAUCGACCUUUGGUACGACUGGAAAAACGGUCGCAAUUUCAACAUCAUCCAGGAGCAGCUCGGUGGCAUCACCUACGACCUUGAAUGGAACAAUGGAACCUCUUUCAUCUACUCGCUCGACGAAUCAAGAUCUUGCCGCUCUGCUCAGCUCGAGGUUGGGAUCCUGCGACCAAACUGGCUAGAUGGAGCAAAGUAUCUAGGUCAACAACAUGUGAAUGGGUUUCUCUGCAAUGUAUGGGAGAAAGUAGACUUUAUAUGGUACUAUGAGGAUGUUGAAACCAAGAGACCCGUGCAAUGGAUCUUCUAUACAGGGAGGGAGGCUCAUGUGAUGACAUUCGAGGUUGGUGCGGUUCUAGAGGAUGAGAAAUGGCAAGCACCUCUUUAUUGUUUCAACAAAGAGAAGAAGAAUUUAUCAUCUAGAGAGGGAGGUUUGAGAGAAUUUAGAGGAUACAAAGAAAAGGCUAUUUUGUAAUUCUCUUUUCUAGGAUCAAAUUAAGAAGGGUGAAUAAAUGGGAUUUAUGGUUACUUGUAGACCGGUGUUCUGUAGUCAGAUUCUAUAUGUUUUUAUUUAGAAAAAUG
Messenger RNA from Eutrema salsugineum, 1551 nucleotides. RefSeq lists its product as uncharacterized. NCBI's taxonomy places the organism in Eukaryota, Viridiplantae, Streptophyta, Magnoliopsida, Brassicales, Brassicaceae. The record is from RefSeq and is a predicted model, not a curated record. The transcript has 3 exons. Bases 764 to 1444 code for a protein of 226 amino acids.